This is a messenger RNA of Serendipita indica DSM 11827, 1140 nucleotides long. Lineage: Eukaryota; Fungi; Basidiomycota; Agaricomycetes; Sebacinales; Serendipitaceae. The record is from the annotation of a GenBank genome assembly.
AUGAAGGCCAUCUCGGUCCUUUGCACACUAGCGGCGUCGCUGCUGCCUGCAUUGAGCAAUGCAGCUACAUCCAUCUAUCUGAGACCGUCAGAGCUGCAUUUGGCGCAGCUGACCACGGAAGAAGCCGACGUGUUACUCGCUCACCAUCUUGGAGUCGAGCCUGCAGAAACAUUGGACACGGAUAAACUCCAGUCCCUGCUAGAGGAAGCUGGUGGACAAGUCGAGUUGGGAAAGUCGUUGCUCAAAUCGGCGGACAACUCGCUCCUGGUCGUCGUGGACGUGAACGAAGCGGACAUCCCACAAAUUCUACCAGGUGGAUGGACCAGACCAAGCUUUACGUCGUCCAUCACGCCUGCCUCUAUCCAAGUGCUCUCAGAGUCGUAUAGCCAUUCGGCCUCAGAGCUGAACUUUGCAACAUACACUACUCCGCAAACAAACGGCUUUGAAAUGGCUUCGCCCCACAGGUUGCUCACCUUUUUCGACUUUGCGACCGAGUCGCCAGCCGCAGAGGCCUUUGUCAGAGUAUUCGAUGCAUUGGAAGAGUUUAUCGAAGGUGAACACUCGACCUCGCGAAAAUUUGGCACGUUCCAUGUCUCGAGUCUGCAGGCGCUGGAGGACGAGUUUGGGCGUUCAAGCGAUGAAUUCCAAUCCACCCUGUUGGCCUUGAAAGCGGUAUUGAGUAAUCCCUCCUUGGACAAGGUCAAUAUGGCUGUUGUGUUCUCCCCAGUGACUUCAAACAUUCUCGCACGAGAUGCAGAGCCCACACAAGCACCCUUCCCGGCACCCCCCGGAAAUGCCCCCAUUUUCUCUAGCUCAAAGUGCUACACCAGCGCGUCCGCAUGCAAGAAGGGCACGACGGAAUGCUCCGGACGCGGCCAAUGCGUACCUAUCAGAAAGGGUGCUCGAGAGUGCUACAUAUGUCAAUGUGCCGUCACAAAGGACUCCAAGAACCGAACAGAGUACUGGUCAGGAGCUGCCUGUGACACCAAGGACGUCAGCACGUCGUUUACGCUCAUCGCUGGUACCUCAGUUGCCAUUGUCCUCAUUAUCAUUUUCGCAAUUCGUCUCUUGUUCAAUGUCGGCAGUCAAGAGUUACCCAAUGUGCUUACUGGUGGUGUAGUUCAUGCAAAGCAUGAGUAA